CUCCGAUAAAGUAAUGGCAAAACCACUUGGACUAUAAAAGACAACAAAUCAUAUUCCUCCGGAGUAUAUACACCCCGUUGUCCACCCAAUGAGUUCCUAUUUUGUUAACUCAACUUUUCCCGUGUCUCUGCCGGGAGGACAGGACUCUCUCCUGGGUCAGAUACCGCUUUAUUCCUCGGGAUACACCGAUCCGUUAAGACACUACUCCAACGCAGCCACAUAUGGAGCAGCCAAUAUGCAGGAGAAGGUUUACCCAGCGUCUUACUACCAGCAGACGGGCGCAGCGGCCGCGGCCAUCUACGGCCGGGCCGGUGGCGGAGCGCCUUGCGACUACAACCCGGUCGGGACUUUCUACAAGGACGCGGAGGGCUCGUGCGCUUUCUCGAGCCGCGAGGACCAGCCGCUGUUCGUCACUCAGGAGCACCAGCAGCGCAAAGCGGAGUGCCCGGAGCAAGCUGUCAGCAUGGGCAGCAGCAUCGACGACAAGUCGUCCACUCUCAUCUACCCGUGGAUGCAGAGGAUGAACGCCUGCUCCGCCGGCCCGUUUGGCAGCAGCGGCCGCAGGGGCCGACAGACCUACACCCGCUACCAGACUCUGGAGCUGGAGAAGGAGUUCCACUUUAACCGCUACCUGACCAGGAGGCGCCGGAUAGAGAUCUCCCACGCCCUGUGCCUGACGGAGAGACAGAUCAAAAUCUGGUUUCAGAACCGCAGGAUGAAGUGGAAAAAGGAGAACAAACUCCUCAAUCCCUCAAAAACGCCCGAGGAGGAGGAACAGGCGGAGAAAAAGAGCUAAAAGGACACUUAAAAAAUACAAAAUAAACGGCAUGUGUGUGUGUAUAUGUGCACACUCCUGAAAUAAAAUAAUGUAUUAUUUCUUUGUAGAUACAAAGUGCUGCCAAAUCACAUGUUAGAGACGUGUAGAGUUUCCUCCAGUACCUGCACGGUGACCGUGUCCGCAUUAGGUUGAAAUCAGGUCCUCCUUUGUUUGUCCUGUGUGUGCUCGUGACUUUAUUUAGGGGACUAUGCAAAAAUAAAUAAACAAACAAAUAAAAAAUCCGCCAAAAUGUAAAUAACUUUUAGUGUUUGGUUCUUGUUGUUACCUCAUGAUCGUGGAGGCCUACUGAGUUUCUUUCUUUGGUUUUUAUUUGACAUUAAAGAGGGUUUCGUCCUCUGACUGUACUUCCCGUGGCUGUGGUCGCUCUGUGAUAGUCUGUAGGCUUGUUUUGUGCCAUUACAUUUGUACAGAUGUUACAUGUUAUUUAUUGUUGUCUUCGAUGCACAUCUGGAUAUUGUGUGCAAUAUUUUGUUUAGGAAAUUGUACAUAGAAAU
Archocentrus centrarchus (flier cichlid) is the source of this 1332-nucleotide messenger RNA. It is a transcript of the gene hoxb6b, whose product is annotated as homeobox B6b. Gene Ontology annotation, biological process: anterior/posterior pattern specification; regulation of transcription by RNA polymerase II. The transcript is spliced from 2 exons. Gene Ontology annotation, cellular component: nucleus. Gene Ontology annotation, molecular function: RNA polymerase II cis-regulatory region sequence-specific DNA binding; DNA-binding transcription factor activity, RNA polymerase II-specific. Lineage: Eukaryota; Metazoa; Chordata; Actinopteri; Cichliformes; Cichlidae. Bases 89 to 796 code for a protein of 235 amino acids. The record is from RefSeq and is a predicted model, not a curated record.